AUGGAUAUCUCUGCUCCCUGCCUGAGCUACACCGCACAGUAUCAGUGGAACAGCCACAGCUCAGACUCGGAGUUCACCAGCAUGUCGUCCCCAGAGGCUGUCUCUCCUGCUUCACCGGUGGGAUAUGGGUACAUUCCCCCUUACCAGCCUUGUGCUACCCUCUCUGGAGGAAAGGUGCGGAGGAACAGGUCGAAGAACCCCAGCAAGCAGAGGCAAAGCGCCAGUGAGAAGGAGAAGCUGAGGAUGAGGGACCUGACCAAGGCCCUGCACCACCUCAGGACCUACCUCCCGCCCUCCGUGGCCCCCGUCGGACAGACCCUGACCAAAAUUGAGACCCUGCGCCUCACCAUCCGCUACAUCGCUCACCUAUCGGCACAGCUGGGGCUCAGCGAGGAGGCCCUGUCCCGGAGGGCAAAGGCUGACACCUCCAGGCAACAAAACUCGCUGGAGAUCCAGGGCUGCUUCCAGUACAGCUCAGCGCCAGAGUUGUGGGGACAAGGGCAGAGUCACAACCAGCACAUGGGACAGUACGAGAGCCUGUGGACACCUGUGUGUCCCAAGCAGAGUGCAGGUGUGGAGCACAACCAGUUCAACGCCGCACUGGAGCUGUCUGCACAGGACAGUGUCUUCAACUCCAGCAUGGACUCCUUCCUGCAGUCACCCAAGUAUGCAGAAACUGCACACUCAUGCCAGAUGUACAGCCAAGACUUGCCCUGCCAGAUGGUUUCAGCAGAGUUCUGGAUCUGA
Messenger RNA from Megalops cyprinoides (Indo-Pacific tarpon), 747 nucleotides. RefSeq names its product mesoderm posterior protein 2-like. Lineage: Eukaryota; Metazoa; Chordata; Actinopteri; Elopiformes; Megalopidae. The coding region runs from base 1 to 747 and encodes 248 amino acids. Gene Ontology annotation, molecular function: DNA-binding transcription factor activity, RNA polymerase II-specific; RNA polymerase II cis-regulatory region sequence-specific DNA binding; protein dimerization activity. Gene Ontology annotation, cellular component: nucleus. The record is from RefSeq and is a predicted model, not a curated record. Gene Ontology annotation, biological process: heart morphogenesis; regulation of transcription by RNA polymerase II; somite rostral/caudal axis specification. The transcript has 3 exons.